This is a messenger RNA of Aptenodytes forsteri (emperor penguin), 1763 nucleotides long. It is a transcript of the gene EDC3, whose product is annotated as enhancer of mRNA decapping 3. The record is from RefSeq and is a predicted model, not a curated record. The transcript is spliced from 7 exons. Gene Ontology annotation, biological process: P-body assembly; deadenylation-independent decapping of nuclear-transcribed mRNA. Gene Ontology annotation, cellular component: P-body. Gene Ontology annotation, molecular function: mRNA binding. Bases 94 to 1614 code for a protein of 506 amino acids. NCBI's taxonomy places the organism in Eukaryota, Metazoa, Chordata, Aves, Sphenisciformes, Spheniscidae.
UGUGGGGGAACGUAAGAUAUCCGCGAGUCGUAUGACAAAACCUCGGAGUAUAAGACAGGAGGGUUGACUUUCCGGCAAUUGUGUGCCGGAAAUAUGGCUACGGACUGGCUCGGGAGCAUUGUGUCAAUUAAUUGUGGAGAAAGCUUGGGAGUCUACCAAGGACGAGUGUCUGCCGUGGAUCAGGUCAGCCAGACCAUUUCCCUGACGCGGCCCUUCCAUAAUGGGGUCAAGUGCCUCGUGCCAGAAGUCACCUUCAGGGCAGGUGACAUUACUGAGCUGAAAAUUCUGGAGAUCCCAGGGCCAGGGGACAGCAGACAAUGUGGGGACCUGCAGCAGACAGACAUGGGCAUCCCUGGUGUCGGAUGCCAAGUGGGUCCCAGUCAGAACGGCACUGGGAAGAUGUUAAAGAAGCCCAUCUCCAGCAGCGCCCCGCAGAAUAUCCCAAGGAGAACGGACGUGAAGAAUCAGGACAUUAUCAUCUCUCCACAGCAGCAGUGCUCCAAGAGCUACAUGGAUCGACAUGUGGAAACACUGACUCAAUCCAAAGGCUUCCGUCGUAGACACAAUUCCUGGUCAUCCAGUAGCCGUCAUCCGAACCAAGUGACUCCAAAGAAGAGUGGCCUGAAAAACGGGCAGAUGAAAAGCAAAGAUGAUGAGUGCUUUGGGGAUGACAUUGACGAAAUCCCAGACACAGAUUUUGAUUUUGAAGGGAACCUGGCCCUUUUUGACAAGGCAGCCGUGUUUGAAGAGAUUGAAACUUAUGAGAGGAGGAGCGGCACUCGUUCCCGGGGGACCCCAAAUGAGAAACCAGCUCGCUAUCGGCACGACGAGAACAUCUUGGAAUCGGAGCCCAUAGUCUACAGAAGGAUUGUCGUACCCCAGAACGCUAACAAAGAAUUCUGCACGGACUCCGGGCUGGUUGUUCCAAGCGUGUCUUACGAGCUUCACAAAAAGCUGCUCUCGGUUGCUGAGAAGCACGGGCUGACUCUGGAGCGGAGGCUGGAGAUGACGGGAGUGUGUGCGAGUCAGAUGGCCCUGAGCCUCCUCGGGGGACCCAACAGGCUGAACCCGAAGAAUGUGCAUCAGCGGCCCACAGUAGCCCUGCUGUGCGGCCCCCACGUGAAGGGGGCCCAGGGGAUCAGCUGCGGACGGCACCUCUCCAACCACGACGUCCACGUCAUCCUUUUCCUACCCAACUUUGUCAAGAUGCUGGAAUCCAUCACCAACGAGCUGAACCUUUUCAGCAAGACGCAAGGCCAGCAGGUGUCCAGCGUCAAAGAUCUCCCAGAUACCCCUGUUGACCUAGUGAUCAACUGCCUGGAUUGUCAUGAAAAUGCCUUUUUGAGAGAUCAGCCCUGGUACAAAGCAGUUGUGGACUGGGCCAACCAGAACCGGGCACCCGUCCUCAGCAUAGACCCUCCGAUAAACGAAAUGGAGCAGGGCAUCGACGCCAAGUGGUCGCUGGCCUUGGGCCUGCCCCUGCCCCUGGGCGAGAGGGCAGGGCGGGUGUACCUCUGUGACAUUGGCAUUCCCCAGAAGGUCUUUCAAGAAGUGGGAAUAAACUACCACUCGCCCUUCGGCUGCAAAUUCGUCAUCCCCCUGCACUCCACUUAGAGCCCAUCCAGCCACGUGGCUCUGAAGGGAGAGAAGAGAGAAGGAGGAGGUCUGUCAAAUAAGCUGUCCAGUGGAUCCUGACUAGUAAACUCGUGACGCCUUAAGGAUGUGAAGUUCUGGAGCGUUUUCCUUCCAGAAGAAACAUUGUG